UAUUGCGCUCUAAUGCCUCGUCUGCCUUCCUCAUUCUCAUAUUCAUGUCGUCUCCUAUUCUCUGCAUACCUCCUGUUGUCCGCUGUUGCUGCUUUCCUUAUCCUCAAUGCAGUAGCCUCCCCGAUUACUACUCCUACCCCAAAUGAAAAUAGCCGCCACAUUCUCAUGUGUUUCAGGGUUUACCAAAGGCAGCAUGAUCAUUAUGCUAGCAUGGAAGAAACCCGGAGAUGAUGAAUAUAGGAGGGUUUUAGCGGGGUUUUCAGGUUCAGACCGAUUAUCUUUGUUCUUCACUGGAAAAUAUUUCGGUGGCUUCGAGCCUCAGGUCGCACCCUACACGGACUACGACAAAGCAAAUAAUAUCAUUCGUACUCGUACUUGGGUUCCCAACGUCGUCGACGUUCCCCUUCCGUCCUGGGGGCACAAAACUCCCGACAGAUCCGUCUUGAAGAAAAUUCCAAACGGUCUCACACCUAGUUCCUUUCUCAUUGCACAGUUCGGUCCCAACGAAGUUUUUCAGAACUACCACUUCCAGGUGAUUAGGGACCCUCAUACACUCGUUUCUCAGACCAAUAUGUUAUUGCUGGAGAGGAUGAAAGAAAAGAACGCAGAGUUUGGGGGUGUUUUGGUACCAGGGGAGCCAAUGCACAUCGGUCCGAAUUUGAGACAUGUAGUUAUUGUAGAGGAUGACCUGGAUUGGAUCAAUACGGUGUUGCUUUAUCUCUCAUUGCUCAAGCAACCUCAAACCGGAAUCCCUGUUUUGGCAGGGCGGGAGUUGGGAGGAUGGGUCGAGAUAUUUAAUGAAAUGGCUAAGAAGAGAGGUCUUGAACUGGAUCGGUAUUGGGAAUAUGCGUGGGGAGUGGGUAGCACUGUGGCACCGGCACAUUGAUAUUCGUUGUACUUGUCAAUAUUCCAUUGCAUGAUCGAACAACUUUGGCGUCAAGGAACGAAAAAUUCAAAUCGAGUGGGGGAAAAACUGAGGGAAAUAAUCAAAUAAGGCACUAGAAGAUACAAUGCGAAUGAUAUCUGAGGGUAGUCUACU
Molecule: messenger RNA, 1039 nt
Organism: Lentinula edodes (shiitake mushroom)
Lineage: Eukaryota; Fungi; Basidiomycota; Agaricomycetes; Agaricales; Omphalotaceae
Exons: 2
Coding region: 143-886 (247 amino acids)
Source: RefSeq, a predicted model, not a curated record